This is a messenger RNA of Impatiens glandulifera, 1085 nucleotides long. RefSeq names its product dihydrodipicolinate reductase-like protein CRR1, chloroplastic. Lineage: Eukaryota; Viridiplantae; Streptophyta; Magnoliopsida; Ericales; Balsaminaceae. The record is from RefSeq and is a predicted model, not a curated record. Gene Ontology annotation, molecular function: 4-hydroxy-tetrahydrodipicolinate reductase activity. Gene Ontology annotation, cellular component: chloroplast stroma. The transcript is spliced from 10 exons. The coding region runs from base 65 to 958 and encodes 297 amino acids.
UAUCCCGAAAGUAUAGAAUUAGCAGAGCUACUUAUCCAAACAGAGAAAGAACAUCGAUCCAUCCAUGGCGAGUUUUAUAAGCUGCCGGUUUCAGUUCUCAUUUGUUAGAACAUCAAAAUUCAGACCAUUCAUCUCUUGCUCCUCGGUUCAAUCCAACAACAUUAAGGUGAUAAUCAACGGAGCGGCAAAGGAAAUUGGAAGGGCGGCGGUGCUGGCGGUCACCAAAAACAGAGGCAUGGAGCUGGCCGGUGCUGUCGACACUUACCAUGUCGGAGAAGACAUCGGACUGGUAUGUGACAUGACAGAGCCCUUGGAAAUACCCAUAAUGAAUGAUCUCACUAUGGUCUUAGCUUCAAUAUCUCAGUCAAGAGAUAUGGCAGUAGUUGUCGAUUUCACCGAUUCCUCCACCGUCUAUGACAACGUCAAACAAGCAACCGCGUUUGGGAUGAAUAGUGUGGUUCAUGUGCCUCGGCUUAACUUAGAAACCGUAGCAGCAUUAUCCCAACUAUGCGAUAAGGCCAGCAUGGGUUGUAUUGUGGCACCAACUUUGUCUAUAGGCUCCAUUUUAUUACAACAAGCUGCAAUUCAAGCUUCUUUUCAAUAUAACAAUGUCGAGAUUGUCGAAUCCAGAGCAAAUUCAGCGGAUUUUCCAUCUCAAGAUGCAAUACAAAUAGCCAACAAUUUGUCUAACCUUGGCCAACUUUACAAUAAAGAAGAUAUUUCAACUGAUGUCAAGGCAAGGGGUCAAGUUCUCGGAGAAGAUGGAGUUAGGGUUCAUAGUUUAGUUCUUCCCGGUCUCCCAUCAAGCACGUCGGUACACUUCUCGGGUCCUGGAGAGGUUUAUACUAUCAAUCACGUUAUUUCUGGCGUACAAUGUCUCAUGCCGGGGCUAAUUUUGUCCAUUAGAAAAGUCGUGCGACUUAAGAAUCUUGUCUAUGGUCUAGAGAAGUUUUUGUAAUGGCAAUUUUGAUUAUAUUUAUUCUUUCAUCAACUUUAUACUCUCUUAGACUCUAAGUUAAUUAUCAUGAGAAAAUGUAUGUCUUUAAUUAUAAGAUAACUUUAAUUAUGAAUCAUGUUUUGUUUCA